GGCUGGAGGCCAGGGGAGUGGCUUUAUGGAGCUGGAAUAUAAUGGCAGGAGGGAGGCCAGGGCUGGCGCUGGCUCCGCACUAUUGCAAGGAGGCCGUGAGGGGGAGGUCCAAUACGGUCCAGCUGAGAAGGAUGGACUAUGCCAUGAAGUCCCUGAGCCUUCUGUCCCCUAAGUCCUUGUACAGGCACGUGGCAGUGAGCACGGCGGUGGUGACCCAGCAGCUGCUGUCGGAACACAGCGCGGAGGCCCGGGCACCGGCCCGGCCCUGCCGAGUGAGCACAGCCGAUCGGAAGGUGCGCAAAGGCGUCACGGCCCACAGCUUGGAGGAUCUCCUCUGCAAGGUCCGGGACGUCUUCAAGCUGAAAGGCAAGCCCUUCUCCCUGGUGCUGGAGGAAGAUGGCACCUUGGUAGAGACAGAAGACUAUUUCCAAGCCCUGGCAGGGGACACAGUAUUCAUGCUCCUCCAAAAGGGGCAGAAAUGGCAGCCCCGGUCAGAGAAGGGGACUAGGUACCAACUCGCCCGCUCUCACAAGCCGAGUAAGAAGAUGGAUGUGGCCCGCAUCACCUUUGACCUGUACAAGCUGCAUCCGCAGGACUUCAUUGGCUGCCUGAACGUGAAGGCGACCCUCUAUGACACCUACUCCCUGUCCUACGAUCUCCACUGCUACCGGGCCAAGCGCAUCGUGAAGGAAGUGAUUCGCUGGGUGCUCUUCAGCAUGCAGGCCACAGGCCACAUGCUGCUGGGCACCUCCACGUACAUGCAACAGUUCCUGGAUGCCACGGAAGAGGGGCAGCCCGCCAAGGCGCCCUCCCUCAUCCCCGCCUGUCUGAAGAUACUACCCUGAAGGCCCAGCGCCCGGGAGGCCUGCCCCGGCCGAGACCUGAGCCGGCACCCUGUGCUCGGCUCGCUGGGAGCACCCACAAGCCCGGCAGCUGAACAGCUCACCUCCCCACGCCUGCCUCACCGCACCGGACCGUGCAGGCAGAAGGCAGGCCCGGAACCUGGGCGGCCUUACUGCUGAAAUUCUAGUUCCUGACCUGACCCAGUUCCUUCCUUCCGGCUUCAGGUCGCUAAGCUGAUCAAGGUUGGCCACUGGCAAGCUACGUCACGUUCACGUGCAGUCCUUUCGUUCCGCUCUGUCCUUCCUGCUCUCUACCCAGAAUGCUCACGUGACUCGUUGAGCCAAGAAUGCAUGAUACUGGAGUUUGCAAUAAAUUAUUAGUGCUGAUA
Perognathus longimembris pacificus (Pacific pocket mouse) is the source of this 1231-nucleotide messenger RNA. RefSeq names its product cell death inducing DFFA like effector c (gene Cidec). The coding region runs from base 42 to 845 and encodes 267 amino acids. The transcript has 6 exons. Gene Ontology annotation, biological process: regulation of apoptotic process; apoptotic process. The record is from RefSeq and is a predicted model, not a curated record. Lineage: Eukaryota; Metazoa; Chordata; Mammalia; Rodentia; Heteromyidae.